Messenger RNA from Boleophthalmus pectinirostris (great blue-spotted mudskipper), 2791 nucleotides. Its product is annotated as zinc finger protein 501-like. Gene Ontology annotation, molecular function: DNA-binding transcription factor activity, RNA polymerase II-specific; RNA polymerase II cis-regulatory region sequence-specific DNA binding. The record is from RefSeq and is a predicted model, not a curated record. The transcript has 2 exons. Gene Ontology annotation, biological process: regulation of transcription by RNA polymerase II. The coding region runs from base 830 to 1432 and encodes 200 amino acids. NCBI's taxonomy places the organism in Eukaryota, Metazoa, Chordata, Actinopteri, Gobiiformes, Gobiidae.
GACGCCGCUGCAGUUAGUCCGAGCCGCUCGCCGUGUGUUCUGAUUCUGCGGCAGCUUCAUCUGCCCUUUUGUCACAGGUCAUCUGAGACUCGCCCUGAUCUAAUAUUUGAGAUUCUAUGCUGUCUAAAGCGUAUCGAUAACUCGGGAUCGAGAGUAUUAUUUGUUUGGAUCCCAGGACACGCUGGUAUUUUGGGGAAUGAGGAAGCUGUUGUCCUGGCUAAAAAGGCACUUCAGAAUGAGAAAAUAGACCUUGUCGUUACACUGGCGAAGCAGGAAUGCCACAGUGUCUGUAAGCAACACUGGUUAAUAAAUGGCAAAAAGAAUGGGAGGGGGAACGGCGGGGCAGGCACUUUUUUUGCCUGUCAGCCGUCAAUACAAAACAGCAGGAAUGGUGUGUCCAGCUGCAGAAGAGACGGAGUAGUCUUAACGAGGUUGCGAUUAUGGCACUGUGGAUUGGCUGCGUGCUUAUUUAAAAUCGGGAAGCACCCCAAUGUCCUCCGCAACUGUGACAGGCCAGAAACCGUUAGACACACAUUGUUGUCAUGCAGCACCUACAGCAGUGAGAGGAGGCAGCUCUACAAGGAGCUAGCGGACCUGGGACUUGUAACCUUUUCGCUCAAAGCUAUUCUUUCUUCGGAUAAUAGUUUAGUAGAUUUAGCUCUGUUAAACUUUCUUCGCCGCUCCGGCCUUUAUCUGAGAAUCUAAUAUCUGUUAACGACGGUGGAGGGCAGCAUUGCGCAUUGCAGCGUGUAGCCUGACGGAAACUAUUAGAAGAAGAAGAAGAAGAGGAGCCGCCCGCCGCCAUCGAGCGACGAGAUCCACCAACAGAAUGGGGUUCACAUGUGACCAGUGUGGAAAGGUGUGGCCAACUGCUUCCGUACUGAAAAGGCACUACAGAAUCCACACGGGAGAAAGACCAUACAGCUGUGACCAGUGUGGGAAGGAAUAUACACGCCCCUGUGUUCUCCGUCAACAUAUGAGAAUUCACACUGGGGAAAAACCAUACGAAUGUGAUGUUUGUGAAAAGACAUUUUCACAGUCAAGUACCCUUGUAUCACAUAUGAGAACUCACACAGGAGAGAAACCAUUUGAAUGUGACCAGUGUGGGAAGACAUUUGUACAAUCUGGUAAUUUCCGUAAACAUAUGAGAACCCACACUGGGGAAAAACCGUACAGAUGUGAUGUUUGUGAAAUGAGAUUUUCAGAUUCAAGUCACCUCAUAUCACAUAUGAGAGUUCACACUGGAGAGAGGCCAUACAAGUGUGACCAGUGUGAGAAAAGGUUCUCUACAUCAUCCAAUCUCAAAGCACACAUAAGAACUCACUCCUGGGUCAUAGUAUAUGAGUGUGACCAGUGUGAAAAGGCUUUUAAAACAUCCCAGCAGCUGUCCAGUCACUACAGAACGCACACAGGAGAUGAACCGGACGACUGAAGAAAGAGGGGAAGGCUUUCAGGUCUGUGAGGAGCAUGUCCAAAUCUUCCAGAUUGAAGAGAAAAGCUGUAGCUGUGACCAGUGUGGAAGGACUUUGAGCAAACCUGCUCAUCUGAAGCUGCACCCUCUUGAACACACUAAAGGAGAAAGAGCUGCUGAGGCUGGAUCAAUUGAGCUUAAAGUCAGACUCAAAGAGUUGGAAAUCAGGCUUCAGAGACUCCAGACUGUGGAGUUGACCUCUGUGUAGUGUCAAAAUUUAAAAGCUUAAAAUGGUAUGUCAAGAUUUUAAUUGUUUUUAUUAGAAAGUAGGGCAGCCGUGGGGUCUUAAAAGUCUUAAAAAGGUCUUAAAUUUCGUGUUCCUAAAUUAAGGCCUUAACCCUUGUGUUAUCCUCAGGGCCCAUAGAUAUAUGGGUCCAUUUGACCCAGUCACAUGACAGCUCUGUGAUGUGGCCUUACUCUGUUCUUCCUGUCCCUUGUGUUGAUGCUCUUUAUUUAUUUGGAAACUAUUUUAACCUUAUAGGGGUAAAAUGUACCCCUCUGUAUCCCUUUGAGGAUAGUACAAGGGUUUUUAAAAAGUCUGAAAUUAUGUUUUCCAAGUCAAAGGUCUUAAAUUUCAUUAAAUUGUUUUUUUUAUACUCACCCGGGCUGUUCAGUGGAAGCAGGAAAAAAAACAACAAUGUGAAAUCAUGUAACGUGAAUGAAUGUCUAAUUUGGAGCAUGCGCAAACAAUAAUUUGGUUUCUAGCGCCGGUGGCAAUGAGUAAACAAUCAGUAGAGUGGAGGAAGACGUUGGAUGGAUCAUGGGGAAGUGCAGGUUUAAUCCACAGUGGCUUUUAGAUUCUAGAUAUAGUAGUUGGUUGGUCAUUAUAAAAAUUGGAUCUGGAGUUUUUCACCUGCAUAUAAUGGGUGCAAUAUUGGUCUUAAUUUUCAUUUGAAUGGUCUUAAAAUGGUCUUAAAAAAGUCUAAAAUUUAGAGUAGUCAAACCUGAGGAUACCCUGGAAGGAGGUUUUAGGAGAAGUUUGUCCAUCUUAUUCUUCACUGUUUAUAAUGAAGAAUAAGAUGGACAAACUUCAGCUCAGGGGUGGUCCCUCUGUUGAAGAAGUAUAUUUUUCACAAAGGGAAGAGCUUUUGAGAUAUCUGAUAAAAAUUGAUUGAGACUUUUAAGUUGAGAUGUGACAGGUAAAGAAAAAGGAAAACUCAAGCUGCUGCAGUUUUUUUUCUGAAAUAAAACCCUUUGUUUUAAGAUGCACAAUUCAGCCAUUUUAUUUAUUUUCUCUAAUUCAUUUUAAACUGCAGCUCUGUAUAUAAUGUAGACCUACUGUGUGUUUCAGUGUUAAAAAUAAAUUUUUGUUGAAAUGUU